Messenger RNA from Meira miltonrushii, 1890 nucleotides. Its product is annotated as ABC1-domain-containing protein. The record is from RefSeq and is a predicted model, not a curated record. NCBI's taxonomy places the organism in Eukaryota, Fungi, Basidiomycota, Exobasidiomycetes, Exobasidiales, Brachybasidiaceae. The coding region runs from base 1 to 1890 and encodes 629 amino acids. Gene Ontology annotation, cellular component: mitochondrion. The transcript is spliced from 2 exons.
AUGGAAUCGGAAGAGAAGCGAACUCAUGCAAAUGUUGUAGUUCGAUGGAUUUACACGAUUCACGAUAAUAUACAAUUGUACAUCAUUGAGCCAUUAGGAACAGCGAAGCGAUUUUUGGUUUUAGUAACACUCUUUUUGCCCGUCAUUAUCACUACGCCAAUGCUCUUUGUCGGCAGAAGGAGAGAAGGAGGUAGACGAAGAGGCAGAAAGAUGGCAAAAGCAGAAGGAGGUACGCGGUGGGGUGCAUUAUGGUGGUAUGGAUUUUUGGUCAAACAAAUGGAACGUGCUGGACCAACAUUUAUCAAACUUGCCCAAUGGGCUGGAUCACGACAAGACCUAUUUCCGAAAGAACUAUGCGAUCUGCUCGGCAAACUUCAUUCGAACGGAAAACCUCAUUCGCUAGCAUAUACUAAGAAAGUCAUCGAACGUGUUUUCGGUCGUCCUUGCGAUGAAGUUUUUGAGGAUUUUCCGGAUGAGCCACUUGGGAUUGGUGCAGUUGCGCAAGUGUACAAAGCUACUUUACGACCUGAUCUCAUCCCGCCUAAAUAUCUUGAGCAAAAGCAUAAACGAUCCGGAAGUCAAUUGUCAGACCAACUUGCAUUAUCAGCCGAUGAUGAAAGGCCACCUCCAGCCAUUCCAACAGCUUCAGUAGCUAUCAAGAUCUUACAUCCAAAAGCUCAUCGAACUAUUACGCGGGAUAUUCGAAUCAUGACAUUUUUCGCCAGCAUGCUAAACCUCUUUCCAGGAGCACAAUGGCUCUCGUUUCCAGAAGAAGUUGAAGUCUUUUCGGAAAUGAUGUUUAGCCAGUUGGAUUUGCGUAAUGAAGCAGCAAAUUUGGAUCGAUUUGAAAAUAAUUUCAUCAAACGUGGUAGUGCGAUUUCCUUCCCAAGACCUCUGAUCGCUUUCACAUCAAAAGAGAUUCUGAUAGAAGAAUAUGAAGAUGCGCUGCCAUUGAAGCAUUUUCUGAAUCUAGGAGGAGCGGGAUUUGAUCAUCGAAUUGCAAAUUUAGGCUUGGAUGCAUUUUUGAGCAUGUUGCUCUUGGAUAACUUCACCCAUGCAGAUUUGCAUCCGGGUAACAUUAUGAUCAAAUUUUAUCGUCCUACGACCAAAUCAUUAUUGCGACAUCUAUUCACAAGAAUUUUGUCCAAAUUUGAAAAAGAUUACGCAACUGGGACAUCAAAUCUUUCUUCAAUCGACGAUCAAACCGAGAAAUCCGUCGUUCAUGAUUUGAUGAAAGUUAAACAUGAUCAAGAUGCUUGGCUUGAUGAAUUGGAUCGAUUAGACGAACUUGGCUAUCAACCUGAAUUAGUGUUCUUGGACGCAGGAUUAACCGUUGCCCUUUCACCAACAAAUCGAAAGAACUUUUUAGAACUGUUUAGUGCGGUUGCCGAAUUCGAUGGAGCUUUGGCUGGCCAUCUGAUGGUGGAACGUUGUCGAACGCCUGAAUUGGUGAUCGACGAGGAUACUUUUGCGUUAAAGAUGCAAGAUUUAGUCUUGAGCGUAAAGAGUAAAACAUUCAGUUUGGCAAAGAUCAAGAUUGGCGACGUUCUGAGUCAAGUUCUUGCAGCUGUUCGUGAACACCACGUCAAAAUGGAAGCGGAUUUCGUAAACACUGUGAUUUCGAUUUUAUUAUUGGAAGGUAUUGGAAGACAAUUGGAUCCUUCGAUGGAUCUGUUCAAGUCUGCUUUGCCUAUUUUACGUAACUUAGGUCGCGAGAUGGCAAUGCAAGAAGGAGGUGGCAUGCUAGCCCAUAGGCAUGAUAUCAAAAAUCUAUCUCCAAUGAUCAAAUUAUGGUUCUGGAUGGAAGCACGUUCUUGGCUUUUGGGCGUAGCAGAUCGUGCGAGCGUAGAUGCAUUUGUUCGAUACGACUGGUUAUCAACAUCUGCCUGA